AUGGCCAAAAGUAGAGUAGCGCCAAUUAAAAGAUCAAUAACUUUACCUAGAUUGGAGCUAAUGGGAGCGCUUAUUGCAUCGCGGCUUGCAAAUGAGAUAAGUAGAACGUUGUUUACCGACGACACCUGCCCGUUAUAUUGUUGGACAGACUCCGCGGUUGUGUUAGCCUGGAUCCAAAGACAGUGUUCUUGGAAGCCGUUUGUGAGCAAUAGGGUAAGUGAAAUUAGUGCUCACACUAAGAAGGAACAUUGGCGGCACGUACCGGGCCACUGCAAUCCGGCAGACCUACUUACACGUGGCUGUAAUAUGAAGACAUUAAUGGACAGUCACUGGUGGGAUGGCCCUGCUUGGCUAUUAUGUGACCAAGAACUGUGGCCUCAGUCUAAUCACAUCGCAGUAGAUGAGAACGCUGUUUCCAUAGAAAUGAAGAAAGGAGAUAUAGUUUUAGUAGAGACAGACGCGAAAAGGCUAUUUUGGCCCUUGGGGUUAAUCAUGGAAGUAGUUACCGGGGCUGAUGGUGUUACUCGUUUGGCUAGAGUCAAGACUCAAAAAGGUGAAACUUUAAGACCAUGUCAGAGAUUGUAUCCGCUUGAGAUUUCAAAUGAUUCUGACCUCUUGCAACGAGCUGAAGUAACGAUAGAGGAUAAGAAGUUAUCAGUAAGUUCAGAUAGUCCCGACUUACCCUCCUCGGAUACAGGUGGCGCGAAGGUGACGAAAACAACGCGGUGCGGUCGAAAUGUGAAAUUGCCUGCUCGGUAG
Molecule: messenger RNA, 759 nt
Organism: Parnassius mnemosyne (clouded apollo)
Lineage: Eukaryota; Metazoa; Arthropoda; Insecta; Lepidoptera; Papilionidae
Source: the annotation of a GenBank genome assembly